Molecule: messenger RNA, 598 nt
Organism: Pantherophis guttatus
Lineage: Eukaryota; Metazoa; Chordata; Lepidosauria; Squamata; Colubridae
Source: RefSeq, a predicted model, not a curated record
CAGCCUGCAGUUCGCCGCGAAUAGAGCGACUGAGUCCCGCCUCUUCCUCUGAUGUACAUCCGCAGUUGGGGUAUCUCGAGGCAUCCGGAAACUGUUCUUUCUCUUUUUGUGAGUCGACUCGUGUGGCAGCCAUCAUGGUGUUCAAGCGCUAUGUUGAGAUUGGCAGAGUUGCUUAUAUUUCAUUUGGACCACAUGCAGGAAAACUAGUUGCAGUGGUUGACAUCAUCGACCAAAACAGGGCCCUAGUUGAUGGCCCUUGCAGUGGUGUCAGAAGGCAGGCUAUGCCCUUCAAGUGCAUGCAAUUAACUGAUUUUGUUCUGAAGUUUCCUCACAGUGCUCGUCAAAAAUGUGUGCGAGUUGCCUGGGAAAAAGAAAACAUUAAUGAGAAAUGGAAGGCCACCAGAUGGGCAAAAAAAAUUGAGGCUAGGGAAAAGAAAGCCAAGAUGACGGAUUUUGAUCGUUAUAAGGUCAUGAAAGCAAAGAAAAUGAGAAAUCGGAUCAUCAAGCAUGAAGUUAAAAAGCUUCAAAAGGCAUCUUCUAUCAAGAAAGCAUAAAUUGUCAACAAGUAACACUUCAAUUAAAUAUGCACCAAACACGA